Molecule: messenger RNA, 2189 nt
Organism: Aquila chrysaetos chrysaetos
Lineage: Eukaryota; Metazoa; Chordata; Aves; Accipitriformes; Accipitridae
Gene: IL20RA
Product: interleukin 20 receptor subunit alpha
Exons: 7
Coding region: 51-1835 (594 amino acids)
Molecular function (GO): interleukin-20 binding
Source: RefSeq, a predicted model, not a curated record
CGGCGGCGCUGGCGAGCGCGGCGAGCCCGGGCCGGGGGAUGUGAGCCCCCAUGGGCGCCGGCUGGCCGCGGCGGGGGGCGGCCUGGCUGCCGGUGCUCCCGCUGGUCCCGCUGCUCCUGCCGCUCCUGCCGCCGCCCCCCGCGGCGCACGCAGGAGAGUUGUAUUGUUCUUUGCCCGACCCUAGGAAUGUCCAUUUUGAAUCUAUAAACAUGAAGAAUGUCCUUCACUGGUCGGCACCAGAAGGCACAGGAGAUGGAGUACUCUACAAGGUGAAGUAUUCAGUAUAUGGUGUUGGCAAAUGGAUUAGAAAGCCAGAAUGCAGGAAUAUUAACAGAACAUGGUGUGACCUCUCCAGUGAGACCUCUGACUAUGAAGAACAAUACUACGCGAGCGUUAAAGCCUUCCUAAAUGGGAUGUGCUCUGACUGGAUGGAGACCACACGAUUCAACCCUCUUACAGACACUAAAAUUGAUCCACCCAUGGUAAGUGUGUCUUCUACUGAGAAAUCUAUUUCAAUCAUUCUGACUGCUCCUGAGAAGUGGAAGAGAAGUCCUGAGGAAGAAUCCAUAUCUCUGCUUCAGGUGUAUCCUGGCCUGCAAUACAACGUGUCUGUCCUCAACAAAAAAACAAAGAAGCGGUGGUGGUUCUCCAUCAGCAACAACACCUUGGUUGUGCCCUGGUUAGAACCUGGAACAACUUAUUGUGUCAGUGCACAGAUACGUGUCAGCACACCACUUUUGUACAGUGGGUUCUCCAAAGAAUAUUGCAUUGCUACAUUGAAAGAUAAAACAGCAGAUGAGGCUAUAACAGUCACAUUUGGAUGUGUUCUGCCUGUCAUGCUGGCUGUCCUUUUUAUUUCAAUGACAUGCUAUUGUGUGCACAGGUAUAUUCAUGUCAGCAAACAGAAACAUCCAACAAACCUGGUAUGGCACUACACUGACAAAUGCAAAGAAAGGGUUUUCAUACCAUGUGAAAAAAUAGUGGUCAACCUUAUCAGUGUUAACGUGGAUGAGUACAAGCCGUCUCAGGAAUCCAAUCGUCUAUCGGGAGGGAAAAGUCCCUGUUACUACACCAUUUACAAUGGCACCGAAGGGAAGGAUUUGCCUUCAAAAGAAGUGCCGGAAACAAAACACUUGCUUGAUAUUUCACAUGAAGAUAUUUCACACAAAGAGGAAGGGGACAAAACUGGGAACUGGCCAUCUUAUGGCCAGCCUAGAACAAACAAUACCUUCAGACAGAAAAAUGCAGGGACUGUAGAGUAUGAACAUGAUGUAAGGGCUGAAGACUUCACUCCCAGUCAGAAACUAGAAGAGAAAACUUCUGGCCCCAGGGGACUACCAGGUGAGCCACAGAUUGCUUUGGGGGACUUGGGUAAUAAGAAAACAGGACAGCCGUAUUGCCCCCAACUACUGGUUAGGGCAGCAGACCCUUGUUUGGGACAGAAAAUAGAGGAACUUAAUUUGAAGAUGGUUGACGCAGCAGAUGAAUUGCCGAGUGAGACCCAUAUCAGCUUGGUGGACUUAGACACUGAAAAAUCUGGGCAGACAUCCUACCCUCAGCUGGAAAAAAUAGCACAGGGUCUCACAGAGAAAGAGGGUGAACAGACCAUAGUAGUAGAUUGGGAUCCCCAUACUGGAAGACUGUAUAUUCCUACCUUGUCCAGUGUUGAAAAUCAGGUGUGUGAAAGAGUAUUCAAGUGUGAUGAUCCUGACAAAGAGGGAAUUUUGUCCAGACUGUAUGAGAAAAAGGUAUCUGAUGAAUCAUCAGAGGACCAAGAAACAUACCUCCUGCAGUUCAAGGAGCAAUGGGGACUGCAUGUAGAAAUGGAAGAGUGAACAAUAAUUUUCUAAAAUAUUCUAAAAUGCAAAAUCUUGUUUACUUUGCCAAAGAGAGUGGUAGACUCAGUGGAGCAAACACAUCUUAAUGUAUUGAAGUUUUCGGGAAGGUAACGGUUGAACAACUUAUUCAUAUGUUAUUUGUAACAGUUUCCAGACAUGAUGUAAGUGAUUUUGACCUCCAUCAUAAACGUCUCAGGUAAAAUAUGAUGGUUAUGAGAUUAUCUUCUUUUUAAAAAAAGAUAUAUUUUUACACAGGGUGCUGUUAGGAUUUUCACAUUGUAAUCCUACCAAAACAAGUUAUCAGCAUUUGAAGACAGUUAUUUUUAGCAAAUAAAAAGCAACAAUAUGAUA